AGUCACGUGUAUGGUUCCUUUUUAUUAUUCUCAAAUAAUACCUGCUUCGAGAGCAUCCCAGCGGUACAAAAGGAACGAGGAUGCUGCAGACACCUUCAGCAAUGCAGUCCGAUAUCUCCACCUGUGUAAGAUUUCGUUAUGCAUACCUUCUUCGUCCUUUUUGCUAAGGAUCAUGAAAGCUGUUCCUGAUUCUUCGCUCCAUCUGUAGUACAAUCUCUCGCUCACGCUUUAUUUUUUUGGUGGGAACCAUGAGGAUCUUGAGCUGGGUGCAAACCAAGUUCAGUGGGAGACAGGAGCAUAAGCGAUGUGCUGCUGCUUUGAGUUCUGCUUCUUGUACUUCAAUCCCUGUUAUUUCUAAAGAAGAAUUCCGGGACUGGCCGCAGGCGUUGUUGGCAAUCGGGACAUUAGGCAACAGAGACAUCAAAGAAGACCCACAAAGACCUGAAUCCUCGGAAAACCUGCAAGCUUCAGAAGAUCUGCCUGAUUUCACCAUGGAAGAAGUGAACAGAUUCCGGGUAGAGCUAGUCAAGCUACUGACUCGAAAGCCGAAUUCUAGCACCAGUGCACCAGAGAUCGCUGAAGCAGAUCGGGCUAAUCUGCUACUGAAUUGGUUCCUUAAUCGCCCAUCGAGCUUGGAAGUUGACAGGAAACUGGAGAAUCUUGGCGAUCUCUCUCCCAGUACCAAGAUCAUACUAUCUAAAGUGAGAGAUGCUUUGUUGAGCAACCGCACCGCGAUUAAGAAAGAAUCACUCUCAUUUCUUUUCAAGAAGAUGUUUGUAUGUGGAAGUGGCUUUGCGCCGCCUCGGAACUUGAAGGAUCCAAUUCCUGAGCCGAGGAUUGAUAAGGUUUUGAGGGCAAUUCUGACCAAGAAGAUUUACCCUCGAAGCUCUGCUCUGGCUCCAGCAAAGAAGUACUUGGCGAAUAAACCCACUGAGAAGAUGCAGGAAGAGGACAAAAGGAAAGAUCAGUAUAAAUGGGUUAAGACCGAUUCUGAGUUUAUAGAACUUAUUGUUCUAGAGAUCUAGAGACCAAUCUAUCGAGAGAGUCUCGGGGAACGAGACCAAGAAAGAUGAGCUCAAACUGAAACGGCAAGGAAAGGAGCCACAGAGCAGAACCAGAAGUUCUCUGCAAUGUAAGCUUAAGCACCUUAGAGCCUCAUCUUUUCUCCUCCUUUUACUUUGUUCUUUGUACAUGCGGCUAUCUUUAUGAUCCUGUAUCCUUACUGCUAGCUAAGUCAAGAAGCUUCAAUCA
Molecule: messenger RNA, 1251 nt
Organism: Musa acuminata subsp. malaccensis (wild Malaysian banana)
Lineage: Eukaryota; Viridiplantae; Streptophyta; Magnoliopsida; Zingiberales; Musaceae
Product: protein NEGATIVE GRAVITROPIC RESPONSE OF ROOTS-like
Biological process (GO): gravitropism; regulation of growth
Source: RefSeq, a predicted model, not a curated record